AACCAUUUAGAAAUUGGAAAAGAGACGACGAAACGAGUUGGAGAGAGAGUGAUCAGAUAAAAUGGCGACGGGGACGGCGAAGGAGAAACCGAAGAUCGUGUGGAACGAAGGGAGACACAGAUUCGAGACAGAGGAUCACGAAGCUUUCAUAGAAUACAAGAUGAAGAACGAAGGUAGUAAAGUCAUCAUGGAUCUGGUUCGAACCUUUGUACCGCCGUCAAAAGCAGGAUUAGGUUUGGCUUCGUAUCUCUGCGUCGCCGCCUUCGAACACGCCUCCGAACACUCUUUCUCCAUCAUCCCCACUUGCUCCUACGUUUCCGAUACGUUUCUUCCUCGAAACCCAUCGUGGCAGCAUCUGGUUCACUCAGAGGAUUCCAAGACCAUCAAGUCUAGCAUCUGAUCUCAAUUCUCAUCAAGUCUUUGCUUCUUCUACUUAAAAAGUCUUUGGUGUAAUAAAACUUAAAACACUUCAGGUUACAUUAUUAUAAAGCUUAUUUCAUGUCUCUGUAACAACAAAAAAUCCCAAUAUGUAUUGUAUUUUUCACAAUUCGACAGCAACAAAACACUAAUGUUGUCAACAUUAUAAAAAUAAAACGUGACAAAAGCAUUAUUCUA
This is a messenger RNA of Camelina sativa (false flax), 615 nucleotides long. RefSeq names its product acetyltransferase At1g77540-like. NCBI's taxonomy places the organism in Eukaryota, Viridiplantae, Streptophyta, Magnoliopsida, Brassicales, Brassicaceae. The record is from RefSeq and is a predicted model, not a curated record.